Molecule: messenger RNA, 1333 nt
Organism: Vigna angularis (adzuki bean)
Lineage: Eukaryota; Viridiplantae; Streptophyta; Magnoliopsida; Fabales; Fabaceae
Product: protein MAEA homolog
Biological process (GO): proteasome-mediated ubiquitin-dependent protein catabolic process
Cellular component (GO): cytoplasm; nucleus; GID complex
Molecular function (GO): ubiquitin protein ligase activity
Source: RefSeq, a predicted model, not a curated record
GCUUGUUUACUUAUCAUAUUAUACUAAUUUUUGUUCAUCAGCUUAUUUGGUGCUUCUUUUGUUAAUUUCUUAAAUAUUGUUCUAGACUAGACUAUUUUAAUUGGUCGUUUUUACUGGAGCUAUUCGUGGCUAAUGAUUCUCAUUACUUUUGGACUACAGGUUGGCUCGACUCCUGACUAUCUCCUUCUUUGGCAAACAGUUCUCUAGACAAAUCCUCAGGGAAAGAAAGAAUGCUUUGCCUCGUGUCUAUUUGAAAUUGAAAAUAAAAAUAAAAAAAAUUAUAAACUAAUGCAAAUCCACACUUUCUCAAAUGCCCACCAGUACCAAGAGAGUUUCUCAUAGGAUGACACUUGUUAAUAAUAAAUACACUUCUCAAGGCAUCAGAUCAUAUUUACCAUUGCAAAUUUCUGGUGGUUUAAUGACGACUGAGCAAGUUGGAGUUCCAGUUGAGACUUCAAGAGUUCAUAGAAUUAGUAAGAGCUGAGAACAAUUUGAGAGCUAUUACGUAUGCUAGGAAAUAUCUUGCGCCACGGGGAGACACCCACAUGAAAGAAUUGCAGCGGGUCCUUGCAACACUAGCUUUUAAAAAGGAUACUGAAUGUGCCACAUACAAGGUUUUAUUUGAAGAUAAGCAAUGGGAUUUUCUAGUGGACCUACAGGAGUUCUGCAAGUUAUAUGGCAUGACGUUAGAACCCUUGCUCAAUAUCUAUCUGCAAGCUGGGCUUUCCGCUCUCAAGACACCAUAUUGUUUCGAGGAUGAUUGCACAAAAGAAGAUCCGCUAUCACAGGAAGCUUUCCGCACAUUAGCCCUUCCAUUGCCGUACUCAAAGCAGCAUCACUCUAAGCUUCUUUGCUAUAUAACUAAGGAGUUAAUGGACACUGCGAACCCACCGCAAGUCUUGCCCAAUGGAUGAGGAAUAUGGAACCCUUUUAAAUGUUGGGACGGCAAAAGGAUUGCAAUUUUUGCCCAAAAGGACUGUAACUGCAGGAUUUAUUCAUAUUUAUGUUUGUAGAGGAUGGAAGAUCUCUUGAACUUCUUCAUAAAACACGGGUAGAAGGUGUUCCUCUUGCUCUUUCAGUUUCAAGGAAUAUUACUUGCAGGGAUAGGACCUGUGCUCAGGUUAUAUGAUCACGAAGAAAGCGAAAGGAAAAACGAAGCACAAGAAUGAAGCAACGAAGAACUUGGGGUACAGGAAGAAUAAAUACAUACUUAACAUUAAGUGACAAUUUACUACUUACCUAAAUGGAAAAUGUUUUUUUUCACAAUUUUUUUACAUCAGUUUGUAUAAUAACUCGUGAUUUAUCAGUUUCAAAUAUACAAACUAAUGACAUA